Messenger RNA from Caenorhabditis elegans, 728 nucleotides. It is a transcript of the gene Y48G1A.2, whose product is annotated as Transposase. NCBI's taxonomy places the organism in Eukaryota, Metazoa, Nematoda, Chromadorea, Rhabditida, Rhabditidae. The record is from RefSeq and is marked reviewed. The transcript has 4 exons. Bases 107 to 520 code for a protein of 137 amino acids.
GAUUUUUUCCUCAAUAUUUCUCGAUUUUUCAGCUUUCAGUGUGAUUUUCCAAGAGCCGUAGCUCGACCAGACGACGGAGAGCCUGAGGCUGGUCGCCAGAAGCACUAUGAAGUCCACCCCACACCGUCCACGAACAAACUCCGAAUCGAAGCUCGGGGCUCGCGAGCAGCUUCUCCGGGACUCUAUACGACUUCAAGUAGCUUCGGAGCCGUACGUCCACAUGACAAAGGAAUCCACGUGGGACGAGGCGAAAAAACUGGCGAUCAGUCUUGAAAAGAAGCCGGACAUUGUCCGUAAAGCGAUAUACAAUCGUCGUCGCUUCGUCAAUGAAAAGAUAAAAAGUGCGCUGGUCAAGCGCGAAAUCAUCGACCCAAGAAGCCCGGCAAUCCAUGAAAUAGCAGUGGCGGCGGAGACAAUCGCCAUAAACGUUGUGCACUUCUUGGAGACUCAUCACGCAAAAAUACUCGCUGAAAUCAAAGCGGCCGCCGCUGGAGCCGGCGCCCAGCUCCGAACUGCAUGAAUUAAUUCAAAUUAAUAUUUUUAAACUCAUUUUUCACACAAAUAAUCAUUCAUGUGUCCAUUUUUCACUCUCGAAACCCAUAUACCCUCACUCUAAAUAUCAAUAUAAUGCACAUUUCUCAUAGUUUUAAUCUGCCCUUACCAAUUAAAUCUUACCAAUUUUCCGCCAUGAUCCCUUUUUCCAUUUUGAAUAAAAUUCGACGACGAUU